This is a messenger RNA of Alternaria conjuncta, 3051 nucleotides long. RefSeq lists its product as uncharacterized. NCBI's taxonomy places the organism in Eukaryota, Fungi, Ascomycota, Dothideomycetes, Pleosporales, Pleosporaceae. The record is from RefSeq and is a predicted model, not a curated record. Bases 1 to 3051 code for a protein of 1016 amino acids. Gene Ontology annotation, biological process: mismatch repair; nucleotide-excision repair. The transcript has a single exon. Gene Ontology annotation, molecular function: single-stranded DNA binding; damaged DNA binding. Gene Ontology annotation, cellular component: XPC complex; cytoplasm; nucleus.
AUGGCAGGCGCGCGAGGAAAGUCGCAUAAGGCGGCGGAGUCGGCUACUCCAAGACGGUCAACGCGGAGGGCCAAGAAGGAACAGGAGGAUGCAGGCGUACCAGCCGUGUUCCAAGAAAUGCUGCGCGAAGAGCAGGCCAUGAGCACAGACGAACCACCGCUCAAGAAGAGAAAAACGGCGCCUCCACGACGACAACCAAGCCCGGAACACCAUGUUGAGCCCGUACGACAACGACGACCGCUGACCGAUGCUCCGAAGUCGCCACUACCCGUACCGUCCCAAGCCGAAGAUGCUGCAUCACAAUCCCAGAUGCCGUCGCACACGCGAUCGCGGCCCAUCGCUCAGGCCCAAUCCGUCACUGACGAGGAACCGCCUACGAACGAGCGAAUGCGCCAGACUAUCAUCGACUCGGACGAGUCAGAUGACAGCGAUAUGGAGUGGGAAGACGCGCUUGCCGAUGGCGACGAGAGCGAUGACCCCGACGAAGGCGUUGAGGCUGCACCCAAGAUUGGCGACAUCAAUAUCACCAUGGGAGCCAAAAAGACAGAGGACACUGGGACAAGGAGGAAGGUGCGUCGGCGGGCCAUAACCUCGGUGGACAAGAAGCGACGUUUGGAUAUCCACAAGAUGCACAUUCUCUGUCUGCUCUACCACGUCCAUCGCAGAAAUGCCUGGUGCAACGACAGGAGGGUACAAAGCACGCUACGUAAAAUUGUGCCCUCCAAGACCCUAUCCAAUCUGGUACCCAAUCCCGACUUGUCGCAGUACUCGGCCUCGAAGCAAUUUAUAGAUGGGUUGAACGAGCUAAAGGUACUGUGGUCGAAGCGGUUCAGAAUCACGGCUCAAGGCAUGUACAAGCCUAGAUGGGCAGAAGCCGAAGCCGCCAUCCGACCCUUCUCAGACUUUGACGACCUUGAUGACCCUAUGGACAAGGAUGAAUUUCGCACCGCAGCGCAUACUUUACAAGGAUCUCAGGACGUCGGAACGCAAUUGUUUUGCGCUCUUCUUCGUGGCAUCGGUAUUGAGGUUAGGCUUGUCUGCUCGCUACAGCCAUUACCUUUUGCUUCUGCAGCCGAGCGUGCCACCCCGCAGAAGACCAGCGCUCAGAAAAACACGAUAGUUGUCGAUCCGUACAACAAGCCGGCAGAGCCGAGUCCAACGAAACCCAAGUCACAGGGCCCGCGUAACAAGAAAUUAUCCAGACUCGAGCGUGUGAUGGGGGAGCGACAUGCUGUUCUGAACAAGACAGGUGUAACACCCAAGAAACAGAAAGCCUAUCACACGCCGUAUCCAGUGUAUUGGGUGGAGGUACUCAACCCUUCUUACCAGAAGUGGAUACCAAUCGAUACACACUCUACAUUUACCGUCAACUCGCCUGAGAAACUAGAGCCACCGCUUAACUUUGUGCAGAACCUCCUCUCCUAUGCGAUAGCGUUCGACGAAGACUAUACUGCCAAAGACGUCACCCGAAGAUACGCGAAAGCGUACAAUGCCAAGACGCGGAAAUACCGUGUCGAAAUUACCCCUGAUGGCGAUAGAUGGUGGAAACGGGCGAUGCAAUUCUUCCAGCGUGGGACCACUCUUGACAGGGACCAGAUGGAAGACGCUACUUUGGCACGCAAAGAAGCUGCCGAGGGUAUUCCAAAGAACGUGCAAGACUUCAGAGGCCACCCAGUUUACGUUCUUGAGCGCCACCUCAGACAUAACGAAGUGAUACAUCCCUUGAACCAGGUCGGCAAAGUCAACUGCGGCAGUGCCAUGAACCCAAAGAUGGAACCCAUCUACCGUCGUACAAAUGUUCAUCUAGUCCGGACAGCCGACAAGUGGUAUCGUAUGGGACGGGACGUCAAAGUCGGCGAGCAGCCACUCAAGCGCGCCAAACCCAAGAAAGGAAGAAGGUCUUCGAUUGGAGCAGACAUGGAUGUCGAUGAGCAAGUCGACGAGGUUGGUGCGGGGCUCUUUGCAGAGUUCCAGACCGAGCUCUACAUCCCUCCUCCCGUUGUCCGAGGGCGCGUGCCCCGUAAUGCUUACGGUAAUCUGGAUCUCUACGUCCCGUCCAUGUGUCCGCCCGGCGGUACGCACAUUCGACACAAGCUCGCAUCGAAAGCAGCGCGUAUCGUUGGGGUAGACUAUGCCGAUGCUGUCACUGGCUUUUCCUUCAAGGGUCGCCAUGGUACUGCGAUCGUUCAGGGUGUCGUGGUUGCACAAGAGUACGCAGAGGCUGUCCAGGCAGUCAUUGAUGGAAUGGAGCACCAACAAGAAGAAGCUGAAGCCGAAGCGCGAAGGGUUGAGUCUCUCCGCCUAUGGAGACGUUUCUUCCUUGGCCUUCGUAUCGCACAACGUGUCAACGCUAUCGAGAUUGAUGGCGAGAAAGGCCCGGCCAUUGAUGUUCAAGAUGAGAUUAGUAAAGAGGACAGAGAGCUGGCAGCACAGGAAAUGGCAGGAGGCUUCUUCCCUGAUGAGGGAGAUGUUGCCAAACCCUCGGCGGGUGGCUAUCAGCCACCUGAGCAAAAUUAUGGAGAUGGCGGGUUCCUGCCCGAGGAUGACAACGAAGACGAACGCGAUGGAGGCGGCGGCUUUAUCCCAGAAGAAACCGACCGUCCAGCGCCUAUCAGUCUGAACCGACAUCAAAGCUUUGAAAGCUCCAUCCUGGACUCGCAACAGCUGCUCCCUCGGCGUAGGAGUAGCUAUGGUCAAAUUUACUCUUCUGAGGAUGAAGAAGGCGGAGGCUUCGUUCGGGACGGCUCUUCAGACGAAGCAGGUCCCUCCACUGCUACCAAAGACGCCAAUGCCGGGCCUUCGCAGCUUGACGAAACUGCAGAAACCGCCGGAGGUUUCAUACCAGAAGCAGAACUCACCAACGACGCGCAGUUGGAAAAACCCGAAGAAGCUACAUCCCCAAAGCAAUCCGAUGACCUCGAACCCAAACCCAAUACCGACACCGAAAUGCCCUCUCCACCCUCCUCAUCCCCAUCAGAAACUGGCUCCCUCAUGAUGGAAGACCCCGAAGACGAAGACGCUGAUCCUGACUGGCUGGUCGAUGCUACGUAG